UGUAUUUUUUUUUUUCCUUCGUUAGUCUAUCAGCUGGUCAGAUAAGGCUGCAUGUUUCCUGCAUAUACACUCCGUAAGCUCAACAGUUUGUUUCCCCCCCAAUCUCCGGUAUUGGUCGUUGGCAGCCAGGCAUCGCUGGAAACUUUCCGGCCCACCUUAAACGUUGCAAUUCAUUGCUUCUGGCGACAAAAUACAAAAAAGUUUGGCGUCGUCAGGCCACCUUCAUUGAGCGAGCCACGCGUUUUUACCCGAUCGCACGCACGGAAUCCGGGACCUCUGUUGACACCACCGCCGUCGACGGCGCCACAAGUUUGUUUGGUUUUGAUGCUGCAUCUUUGCAACCAAACCACCGUACCGGUCGCAUCGACAGGUUUCCCGCCUCGGUCGUGGGGAUGAGGAGGCUUCCUCGCUACCCCUCGUCGCUCUGCUCUUCGCUACCAAUCUACACGCCGCGCCGGGCCAACCCCGCCGCCGCCGCCACCCACCUGCCGCGGUACCCAUUGGGCCCGCAGUCGGCGACAUGCCUCUGGUUCUCGGCCUGCGAUGAGCGCCGCUCGUCGUCCAAUGCCUCACCCCCCGAGACGCGACGACGACGCGGCCAGACCCUCCCGUUCCGCUUCGAGACUGGCAUCGCCCUCUUUGCAAAACGCACCCCGCGCCCGUUCCCCCCGCCGUUCCUCUCCCCGCCGUCGGGCUCCUUCAGCGACCCUCUGAGCACCCACCACCGGAGCCGCGACCGGCGCAGCGCCUACGUCAACGGCGAGCUGAUCCGCGGUCGCACCAACGGCGACGACGCAGUGCUGGCCAGCGACAGCUUCAUCUGUGCCAACGACGGCGUCGGCGCCUGGUCCGCGCGGCCGCGCGGCCACUCGGGCCUCUGGGCGAGGCUGAUACUGCACUUUUGGGCGCAGGCGGUGGACGGGGUCGGUAGCAGCGAGUCGUCGUCGACGGGCGGCGACAGAGCCGGCGGCCGCCCGGACCCCGUCGCGGACCUGCAGAGGGCGUUUGAGCAGACGCAGGAGGCGACGAGCCCGCCAAACGACUGGCAGGGCACGACGACGGUCGCGGGGGCGCAAAUCUUCUACCGUGAACCCAACGGUGGAAGCAACGGUGCGGAAGACGGCUCUCCUUCACCCGUCCCGGUACUGUACGUGACCAAUCUGGGCGACUCACAGAUCAUGGUGAUCCGGCCCAGCACGCGCGAGAUUGUGUUCAAGACGACGGAGCAGUGGCACUGGUUCGACUGCCCGCGGCAGCUGGGCACAAACAGCCCCGACACGCCCGCCAAGAACGCGGUUCUCGACGUCGUGGAUAUACAGGAGGGGGACGUCGUCAUCGCCAUGUCGGACGGCGUCAUCGACAACCUCUGGCCGCAUGAGAUUGUGGAGUGCGUGUGCGACUCGGUGAGAAAGUGGGAGUCGGGGACCGUCCCGGCCGACUACAGCGCCCGCGACGACGAUGGCGCGGAUCUGCAAGAAUUCGACGCGGAUGGCGACAGGACCGGUGGUGCUAACGGGGGCAUGCAGCUGGUCGCCGAUGAGCUAAUGGAGGCGGCUAGGAUCAUUGCGGUGGAUCCCUUUGCGGAGAGUCCUUAUAUGGAACAUGCGAUAGAAGAAGGGUUGCCAAGCGAAGGAGGUAAAUUGGACGACAUCAGCGUAGUUGCGGCUCUUUGCCGCAGGACCAUCAAGUAGGAAAUAGAAUGUGACUUUCUCGCUGGCCCUUUGGGUCAUGUGCAGGAAGAGAGAAUUGAGGGUUAACAUUUGGAUCAUGGAGCAUUGUCACGAUAUAAACGGCAUGGCAGGGGCGUUGAUUGUUUUACUUCAUUUCUUUUCGGCCCAUUUCGGCCAGUCAAAUACACAGGCUAUUAUUGCAAUAGCUAUGUUUAAGAGGGCCGUUUGGUUUUCACUGUUGAUAGACGAUUUAUGAGAGUAAAUGUGCAUAAUUCUUACCG
This is a messenger RNA of Pyricularia oryzae 70-15, 1951 nucleotides long. RefSeq lists its product as uncharacterized. The record is from RefSeq and is a predicted model, not a curated record. Bases 393 to 1691 code for a protein of 432 amino acids. NCBI's taxonomy places the organism in Eukaryota, Fungi, Ascomycota, Sordariomycetes, Magnaporthales, Pyriculariaceae. The transcript is spliced from 2 exons.